AGAGGAUCAAAGGUCCUGAAAUCAGAAAGUGUGAGAAGAUCAAAGUCAACACGUCAAGCAGCAGCUUCUUUCAACGCCACAGAUUCACCUCUGUAUCCUGCAGGUGGUGGAGGAAGAGGAGCGGAGGAGGAAGGAUGUCUCUGUCCCUGGUGCAGAGCCUCCGGCUGGCGGCUGUGCUGGAGGACUGUUCCGACCAGCUGGACAUCCUGGGAUACACUCUGACCGUGCAGGUCGGCAGGGAGCGAGGCGCCGCGGCGGCACAGGAGAGAACCAGGCUGACCAAGCUGAGAAGAGACUGUCAAUACGUCAAGCAGCAGAUUUCCAAGCUGCACUCGGAGCUGGAGGGGGAGCAGAGCUUCACCUCCAUCCUGCAGGUGGUGGAGGAAGAGGAGCAGAGGAAGAAGGCGGAGAACAUGCAAAGAGAGGCAAAGAUGGAGCUGGAGCAGAGAAAACGGGCUCUGCGGAGACAACAGGAGGCGCUCCAGCGGAAGACGGAGAAGCUGGAGGAAUUGUACUGGCUCACCAAAGAGCUGAAUCGUCAGCUGGACGAGCAGUCACUGAACGCGGCCAUCAGGAGGAGCCUUGUGGAGAACGACACCGAGCUGCAGCUCCAAUGGGCUCAGAAGAAGACGGGCCAGGCUGAGAGGCUGCUGGAGGACCAGCUGCAGCUGCUGCAGAAGCAGCUGGAGGAGGAGGCCAGAGUUCACGAGGAGUCCGAGAAAUUCCUGCGCAAUCGGCAAGAGGUCCUGCAGCAGCAGCUGCAGCAGUGGCAGCAGCACACGAAGCAGAUGCUGCACGAGAAGGAGGAGCAGCUCAACAAGGUGUGCCGCAGCAGGAUCGUGAACUUGGACAAAGUGACGGAGAUGAAGAGGAAGUUCGCUGAGAUGGAGGAGGUGGUGAAGGAGGAGAUGAAAGAGCAGGAGAAACGGGACCAGCAGCAGGCGAGGGUCACAGCUGCUACCAAGCUACAGGCCUGGUGGAGAGGCUGCAUGGUCCGCCUAGGCCUGGGAGGCGGCGGUGACAAGGCCAAGGAGGACAAGAAAAGCAAGAAGAAGAAAGCUGACAAGAAGAAGAAGAAGAAAAAAUGAGUUAUUUUUCCUACACGGCUUCUUAUGUUUAAAUAUAUAUAUAUACUUUA
Messenger RNA from Scophthalmus maximus (turbot), 1138 nucleotides. RefSeq names its product IQ motif containing G (gene drc9). Gene Ontology annotation, biological process: cilium organization; sperm axoneme assembly. Gene Ontology annotation, molecular function: protein binding. Gene Ontology annotation, cellular component: sperm flagellum; cytoplasm. Lineage: Eukaryota; Metazoa; Chordata; Actinopteri; Pleuronectiformes; Scophthalmidae. The record is from RefSeq and is a predicted model, not a curated record. The transcript is spliced from 11 exons. Bases 135 to 1088 code for a protein of 317 amino acids.